Messenger RNA from Exophiala xenobiotica, 1539 nucleotides. Its product is annotated as ATP-dependent rRNA helicase RRP3. The coding region runs from base 21 to 1469 and encodes 482 amino acids. The transcript has a single exon. The record is from RefSeq and is a predicted model, not a curated record. Gene Ontology annotation, molecular function: nucleic acid binding; ATP binding; RNA helicase activity. Lineage: Eukaryota; Fungi; Ascomycota; Eurotiomycetes; Chaetothyriales; Herpotrichiellaceae.
CGCCCAUCCAAAUACUCACGAUGCCGCCGCUCAAAAAGAGGAAAACCAGCCAUGGCUCCAAUGUGGACAAGCCCAAAAAGGCAGACACGCCGUCUGAACCUUCAGAUUCCGGCAGCGAUGCAGCUGAUGUCGACGAAGCAGAUAUCGACGAGGAGUCCGCGCCCCGUCCGACCACAUUCAAAGAGUUGGGAAUAAUUGACUCACUUUGCGAAGCGUGCGAAUCACUCGGAUACAAAGCUCCCACACCGAUCCAGGCCGAGUCAAUACCUCUAGCUUUGCAGGGUCGAGAUCUUAUUGGGUUGGCCGAGACUGGCAGCGGCAAGACGGCUGCGUUCGUGCUUCCCAUCCUGCAAGCACUGAUGGAGAAGCCGCAACAACUACAUUCCUUGAUUCUGGCUCCGACAAGAGAAUUGGCAUACCAGAUCUCACAGGCGGUGGAGGCUCUCGGAUCGCUAAUAGCAGUCCGAUGCGCAGUAUUAGUAGGUGGCAUGGACAUGAUCCCUCAAUCCAUCGCCCUAGGAAAGAAACCUCAUGUCAUCGUUGCCACACCCGGGCGCUUGCUGGAUCACCUUGAAAACACCAAGGGCUUCUCCCUGCGACAAUUGAAAUACCUAGUCAUGGACGAAGCCGACCGUUUGCUCGACCUUGACUUUGGCCCGAUUCUUGACAAGAUUCUGAAAAUCAUCCCAAGGGAAGGCAGAAAAACGUAUCUCUUCUCAGCAACCAUGUCAAGUAAAGUGGAAUCUCUACAGCGAGCGUCUCUGUCGAAUCCGCUACGAGUCGCCGUCUCUCAAGACAAGUAUCAGACGGUUUCAACCCUGAUACAAACCUACCUCUUCAUUCCCCACAAGCAUAAGGAUCUCUAUCUGGUACACACGUUGAAUGAACUCGCCGGUCAGACGGGAAUCAUAUUCACAAGAACAGUCAACGAGGCACAACGGCUUUCAAUAUUACUAAAGACACUUGGAUUCUCCGCUGUCCCGAUUCACGGUCAGCUAUCACAACAGGCUCGAUUGGCAGCAUUGAAUAAAUUCCGUGCGAGGUCUCGGAAUAUCCUGGUCGCUUCGGAUGUCGCAGCACGAGGUCUUGAUAUUCCCUCCGUUGAUCUCGUGGUGAAUUUCGAUCUCCCUCAUGACAGCAAGACAUACAUUCACCGGGUGGGCCGCACGGCGAGAGCAGGGAAGAGUGGCAAAGCCAUCUCAUUUGUCACUCAGUAUGACGUUGAGCUUUGGAUGAGAAUAGAAGGAGCACUCGGGAAAAAGCUCAAAGAACAUGAGACGGUCAAGGAAGAAGUAAUGGUUCUAGCAGAGAGAGUUGGAGACGCCCAAAGAGCUGCUGCGAUGGAGAUGAAGGAGCUGCACGAGAACAGGGGCAAAAAGGGCGCCACGCUGCGACAUAAGCGGACCGGUAAAGGCGCAGGGCCCGGUGGAAAACGUGGUCGCGAUGACAUGGAUCAAGAUGAGGGUUAAUGUUCAAAGGAUGGUUCCGAUUCGGUGAGCCAGAAUGAUGCCCGCAUACGAAAACGAAAUCUCUUCAAGC